AUGAACGAAGUAAUUACUAUUCAAAAGAUUUUCUUCCAGGAUAUCUACAAUGUUUGGCUUGCCAUCAUGCACCAUAUUCCUCCAGUACCUCUUCGCUUGACUCUGAAAAUUAAAACACUCACUAUAUUUGUAAUCAACUUAUCGAGAAAUCUCCGUUUCAUACUCCUCUCAAGAGAAGCGACGCAGUGGCUUAUCAGUCCAUCGCAUGGUUUUCGCAACGGACAACUUGGAACCUUGAUUGAAGUCUGA
Messenger RNA from Cylicocyclus nassatus, 249 nucleotides. Lineage: Eukaryota; Metazoa; Nematoda; Chromadorea; Rhabditida; Strongylidae. The record is from the annotation of a GenBank genome assembly.